AUGGACCCCAACUCCUCAUUCGACUGGCUCCACGUGCUGAAUUACAGCAGAACAUACAAGUACCUCUACUUGGAAGGGACCCCCCAGCCUUCAGUGGCGGCUGUCUUCAUCGUCUCGUACCUCCUCAUCUUCCUGCUCUGCAUGGUUGGCAACACAGCGGUUUGCUGCAUCGUUCUGAAGAGCAAACGGAUGCGCACGGUCACGUACCUCUUCAUCCUGAACCUGGCUGUCAGCGAUUUGCUGGUGGGCAUCUUCUGCAUGCCCACCACCCUCCUGGACAACAUCAUUGCAGGUUGGCCGUUCGGGAGCCUGGUCUGCAAGAUGAGCGGGAUGGUCCAAGGAGUUUCUGUCUCUGCCUCUGUCUUCACCCUGGUUGCUAUUGCCGUGGACAGGUUCCGGUGCAUCGUGUAUCCGUUCAAGCAGAAGCUGACCAUUUCCACCGCCGUCGUCAUUAUCGCAGUCAUCUGGGUCCUGGCCGUCACCAUCAUGUGUCCGUCUGCGGUCAUGCUGCAGGUACGAGAAGAGAAGCAUUUCAGGGUGAUCCUUGGCUACGGCAACGCAACCCGCCCCGUCUACUGGUGCCGGGAGGACUGGCCCGACCCGGCAAUGAGGAAGAUUUACACCACGGUUCUCUUUGCCAACAUCUACCUGGCUCCCCUGUCGCUCAUUGUCAUCAUGUACGGCAGGAUCAGCGUCGCUCUCUUCAACACAGCGAUGCCCGCGGUGGGAAAAAUCACCCGGGAGCAGCGGCGCUGCGUGUCGAAGAAGAAGCAAAAAGUCAUCAAGAUGCUCAUCGUGGUGGCUUUGCUUUUCACCCUGUCCUGGCUUCCCCUGUGGACUCUGAUGCUGCUUUCGGACUACGCCAACCUUUCGGAUGAGCAGCUGCAGCUCAUCAACAUUUACAUCUACCCCUUUGCUCACUGGCUGGCCUUUUUCAACAGCAGCGUCAACCCCAUCAUCUACGGCUUCUUUAACGAAAACUUUCGCCGGGGCUUUCAGGCCGCCUUUCAGCUUCAGCUCUGCUCCGGGGAGGUCUAUUCCCAGCGAGGCAAAAACAACGUCGCUUUGCCCCCUGCCCGGGACCAUGCUGGUCAAAAUGCUAAGGAGGAGGGGAAGAGAGUCCGGAAAUGUAAUUGGGUGGAUAAUGAGCAGGACUUGGUAAUGGAGGAUCUACAGGAGCCCUGCAAUGAUGGGAUUAAGUGA
Molecule: messenger RNA, 1203 nt
Organism: Mesitornis unicolor (brown roatelo)
Lineage: Eukaryota; Metazoa; Chordata; Aves; Mesitornithiformes; Mesitornithidae
Gene: NPFFR2
Product: neuropeptide FF receptor 2
Biological process (GO): G protein-coupled receptor signaling pathway; regulation of MAPK cascade; regulation of cAMP-dependent protein kinase activity
Cellular component (GO): membrane
Molecular function (GO): neuropeptide receptor activity; peptide binding; opioid receptor binding
Source: RefSeq, a predicted model, not a curated record